GCGCCGGCCGUGGGGGAUUGUGGGAGAAGAUGGCGGCCGCCGUACACCCCCGGUUCGUCCGGGCUCUGCCAAUGUCACGUUCUGCUAUUUCUGCAGUAGCCACAUCUGUGGUUUAUGGUCUACCCUGUCGCCAGCUUCAUCAUGCUCUCAUUCCUCAUGGAAAAGGUGGGCGUUCUUCUGUCAGUGGGGUCGUGGCUACUGUGUUUGGAGCAACAGGCUUCCUGGGCCGAUAUGUUGUCAACCAUCUUGGACGGAUGGGGUCACAGGUGAUCAUACCCUAUCGGUGUGAUCCUUAUGACGUUAUGCAUCUUCGGCCCAUGGGUGAUCUGGGUCAGAUUAUCUUUCUGGAAUGGAAUGGGAGAGACAAAGAUUCUAUCCGAAGAGCGGUGGAGCACAGCAAUGUGGUCAUUAAUCUUGUUGGACGAGACUGGGAAACCAGAAACUUUGAUUUUGAGGAUGUCUUUGUGAAGAUUCCCCAAACAAUAGCUCAAAUUUCUAAGGAAGCUGGAGUUGAAAAAUUCAUCCAUGUUUCCCAUCUGAAUGCAAAUAUUAGAAGCUCUUCUAGAUAUCUGAGAAAUAAGGCUGUUGGAGAGAAUGAAGUGAGAAAUGCAUUUCCAGAAGCUACAAUCAUAAAACCUUCAGACAUCUUUGGAAGAGAAGAUAGAUUUCUCAACCAUUUUGCAAAUAUUCGUUGGUUUGGUGGUGUACCUCUUAUUUCCUUGGGCAGGAAGACUGAGAAACAACCAGUAUAUGUUGUAGAUGUAUCCAAAGGAAUUAUUAAUACAAUUAAAGACCCAGAUGCCAGAGGAAAAACCUUUGCCUUUGUUGGGCCCAAUCGGUACCUCCUCUUUGACCUGGUGCAGUAUGUCUUUGCUGUGGCUCACAGACCCUUUCUCCCCUAUCCCUUGCCACGUUUUGCCUAUCGAUGGAUAGCAAGACUCUUUGAAAUAAGCCCAUUUGAGCCCUGGACAACGAGGGAUAAAGUGGAACGGAUACACAUCACAGACAUGACAUUGCCUCAUCUGCCUGGCUUAGAAGACCUUGGUAUUCAGGCAUCUCCGCUGGAACUCAAGGCCAUUGAAGUGCUGCGGCGUCAUCGCACUUAUCGCUGGCUGUCUUCUGAAAUUGAGGAUGUGAAACCUGCCAAGACUGUCAACGUUUAGUGCCCCUUGAACAGCCUUGAUUUCUGGUGUCAUUUGGAUCACCUGGCUAGUAAGCAACUUACAUUCUUUAGAGGAUCCUGUACAUAGUGAAUAAGAUCCUUCUAUUAAACAUCCAGGAGUAAA
This is a messenger RNA of Marmota flaviventris (yellow-bellied marmot), 1286 nucleotides long. It is a transcript of the gene Ndufa9, whose product is annotated as NADH:ubiquinone oxidoreductase subunit A9. Gene Ontology annotation, molecular function: protein-containing complex binding. The record is from RefSeq and is a predicted model, not a curated record. Gene Ontology annotation, cellular component: mitochondrion. NCBI's taxonomy places the organism in Eukaryota, Metazoa, Chordata, Mammalia, Rodentia, Sciuridae.